Messenger RNA from Zea mays, 1325 nucleotides. RefSeq lists its product as uncharacterized. The record is from RefSeq and is marked provisional. Bases 406 to 993 code for a protein of 195 amino acids. Gene Ontology annotation, cellular component: plasma membrane. Gene Ontology annotation, molecular function: electron transfer activity. Lineage: Eukaryota; Viridiplantae; Streptophyta; Magnoliopsida; Poales; Poaceae. The transcript is spliced from 2 exons.
GAUUAAGGGAACUGGAAGGAAGAAAGGCCUUGCGUUGUUCAUGAACACUAGUAGUAUUACUAGAUAUACAGACAAUGAUAGAUGGUGCUCAAUUGACUGACUGUGCCAAAUCAUGCAUGAAUAAUUACUGCACACGCCAGUCUCCUCCUGACUGCCUCUGCUUCUGGAGGGUUCUUGGCAAUAUACAAGCAAGCAAGCAAGCAGAGAGAGAGGUCACCAGCUUUUAGCUCGUCGUGACUUGUCUGCACUGCUGUCCGUCGGUUCGUCCCCACUCACCAGACCCAGGCCACCACCACCAAUACCCCACUCCAAUUACUAGCUCAGACCUCUUCCUCCAGGUCCAGGCUCCAGCUAGCUGCAAGCUCAUCCGUCUCUGUCGAUCAGCAAGAGGCCGGGGUCAGAGGAAUGGCGGCGACGUCGCGGCUGGCGCUGGCCCUCCUGCUGGCCGCCUUGGUGGCGGCGUGGCAGCUGCCGGCGGCGGCGGUGGCGGCCAACUACACGGUGGGCGACGAGAAGGGGUGGAACCCGGACGUGGACUACACGGCGUGGGUGAAGAAGCACAAGCCGUUCUACAAGGGAGACUGGCUCAUCUUCGAGUACCAGAACGGGCGGUCGGACGUGGUGCAGGUGGACGAGGUCGGCUACGACAACUGCGACAAGGCCAACGCGCUGAGCAGCUACAGCAAGGGCCACACCUACGCCUUCCAGCUCAAGGACGCCAAGGACUACUACUUCAUCUGCAGCUACGGCUACUGCUACAACGGCAUGAAGCUCCACGUCACAGCAAAGUCAUCAUCCUCAUCCUCCUCUUCCUCGUCCGGAUCUGACUCCUCCUCCUCCUCCUCUGACGACGACUCUUCCUCCCCCUCGCCGCCCGCCAAGAAGUCCAAGGCCAAGACCAGCGCCGCGCCGCCACCGUCACUCCUCGCUGCCACGCCCAUGGCUGCCGCCGCCGCCGCCGCCGCUGCUCUGCUCCUCAACAGGAUGCUCUGAUCUGGUCUGGUCUGGUCUGCUCUGCGUAUGUAGUCACGUCACGUGGCUCCAGAUCUUGCUUGGGCGCUGAUGAGCUACACUACACUACACUAGUUUUUUUCUUCUGCUUUUAGUUUUUUUCCCCCUCACCACUUGAGAUUGGGGAGGCAUCUUCUGCUUCUAGCUUGCUUGCUGCUUCUUGAAUUGCGUGACUGUUAUUGGUUGGUUCUUGCUUCCAUUAUUUUGCCUUUUUCUUUCUUUCUUUCUUGCUUCCAGCUUGUUGUUGAUGCAGUUUUUUUUUCAAGAGACAAGAUUAGUAUAAUGUCAAGUGUGAAUGAAGAGCUCUAUUUAUU